Molecule: messenger RNA, 1475 nt
Organism: Paramormyrops kingsleyae
Lineage: Eukaryota; Metazoa; Chordata; Actinopteri; Osteoglossiformes; Mormyridae
Source: RefSeq, a predicted model, not a curated record
AGAGCUUUUGGAAUUGAUGAGGAGCAAGUGGCGGCCAUGGUCAAUUUCAUACAGGUGCCGAAACAGGAAGACUGUACCCCGGCCACGGUGAGGGUUGGCAAAGAUAACGUUACUAUUCUAGCUGGAAAAGCGGUUCAAGUAUGGUGCAGGGUACCCCAAAACUUUGACACCUCUGACCUCCUUGUUCUGUACGAACCUGUUGAAGAUAAUGUUGCCCUAAGACAUCUGAGUAUAGGAGAGGGACUCCUGAAGGUUAACAACACACCGAGACCCUAUGUUAAGAUUCCUAUAUCCAACCACUCAAAAGAUGAUGUGUUCCUGCCAAGACGCACAGCUCUGGGGACAAUCCAACAUGUCACCAAAUUAAUAGAAACAAAAGCACCAGCAACCACCUCACAUCAACCUAACCCCGUCACAAGAUCGGCCACAGGGAUAGACAAAACCACCCCUCCUAGUGAUCCUCUUACUGAGCUCUGGCUGCCGCCAGUUGACCUUAGCCACCUCAGUCCAGACCAACAAAAGUCAGUUGAAAAGGUGUUAGUUGAAGAGUGUCGAGCAUUCUCUCGUGACAGUGGCGAUAUAGGAUGUAUUCCCUCCCUACAAAUGGAAAUCAGACUUAAAGACGACACACCAGUCCAAAGAGCCUACGCAUCCAUCCCAAAGCCCCUCUACAGAGAAGUGAAGGAGUACAUCCAAGAACUGUUAGGUAAGGGGUGGGUGGUAAAAUCUCGGUCCCCCUACGCAGCCCCUGUCAUCUGUGUUAGAAAGAGGGAUGGAUCUCUACGUUUAUGUAUUGACUACCGCCUCCUGAAUAGCAAAACUGUUCCAGAUAAACACCCACUCCCACGAAUCCAGGACCCCGCUGUCAAGCCACAAAAGGGAAAUAGAAGGUCCAAGGAAAGGUCGACGGCUCCUGAUCACUUCCAAAACCCAGAAAUCAGGGACUCAGAAGAUGGUGCACCUUUCUAUUGGUGUUGUACUCCUGUUGACUAUUCUCGAAUUGAACAUCCGUAUACACCGGAGCAAGAACGAUGCAUUGAUGCAGAAGAGGAACAGAUGACCAACAUGGAAAAUGUGGAAGGCACGAACUUACCUCUGUCGGAUGAUGGCCAGGGAGAACCCCAGUUCCAUGAGGAAAUGGGGAGUCAAGAGUCCAGCCCCCAACCAGCAUCAAGUUUUGGGCCAGAACAGGACUCAAGUCUAGAGGAAUCACCCCGCUGGAGGCAGCUCACCAGGCAGAGACGACCAACGAGGAUAUUCACUUAUCCAUCUCUGGGUCAGCCAGACUAUUGUCCUUGUCCAACGGUGAACACAGUCAAUGUCCAGCCGGCAAUGUAUCCUUUAUUGUAUUACCAUGCCGUUUACCCACAACCCCCUUACCCUACGACCAACCCUUACCUGCAGAUACCAUAUACAGUUCCCUGCUUUUGGAAUGAAGGACACUGAGUGACUAUUCAGAGACAUUGCAUAAGAGA